GAUUCUACGAACAAGAUUUUGAGCUGAAAAGAGAUUUCUAUACUCGUGAUGUCAUGAAAAAGGUUGUGUAUAAUACCAACUUUGAUCUCUUUACUGCACCAUCAGCUAAUUGGAGAGAUACCAUUCUUUUUCAAAUGGCUCCUGAUCCUUGCACACCAGAAGAGCUGCCAGCUGCAUGCAGAGAUAUUGUAAUAAAGUACUCUAAGGAAGUACAGAAAUUGGGAAAUUUAGUAUUCCAGUUAUUAUCAGAGGCUCUUGGUCUGAAACCAAACCACUUGAAAGACAUGGACUGUGCUGAGGGGCUUGCGGGUCUGUGUCAUUAUUAUCCAGCAUGCCCCCAGCCAGAAUUAACCAUGGGCGCAAGCAAGCAUGCUGAUAAUGGCUUCCUCACCGUGCUUCUUCAAGACCAUAUUGGUGGUCUCCAAGUUCUCCAUCAAAAUCAGUGGAUUGAUGUUCCUCCCACACCGGGGGCUCUAUUGGUUAAUAUUGGAGAUCUUCUACAGCUGAUAUCAAACGACAAGUUCGCAAGUGUUGAGCAUAGGGUGCUUGCAAACCAUAGAGGACCAAGAGUAUCUGUGGCUUGCUUUUUUGGCACAGCUUUUAACUCAAACUCAAGACUAUAUGGACCCAUCAAAGAGCUGUUAUCGGAAGAGAAUCCUCCCAAGUACAGAGAAACCACAGUGCAAGAAUUCUUUAAGUAUUACCAAGCAAAAGGACUUGAUGGGAUUUCUGCACUUCUGCAUUUCAAGCUCUGAAACCUAGCAAUGAUAAUUAUACAUAUGGGCAUGUAAUCUAAUUAGCACUUUUCAUUGAAUUUGAUCAACAUGAUUCUGGACAUUUUUAUGCAUUUGACCUUGAUGACUCUGAAUCCUUUGUCUCUCCAGCUUUGAUCCAGAUAACUCGGUCUCAUUGCAUUCGAAUCCUUCACCACUUAAGCUAAAAUCAUCUUCCUCUUUAUCCGCAGGUACUGAGAAUAUGGAGGAAGUUAAAAAAAAAAAAAAAAAAAAUCAGCUCCGAAGUUAUCACAGAGACCGUUGAAGUUGCUUACAGCAGCUUUUGGGUAAAUUAACCAGUGGGCAGUGACUACUCGUGAAGUAACGACAUAUCAGAAGGCUAUAGAGUCUUAUUUGUUGGAUAAUGGCCCAUAGAUUAGGAAACGUAGUGCCAUCACGGACAGUGGACGGGGCCAAGACAUAUUCUUUGCUAAUCAAACUUCAUAAACUCUAUGCAACUUUUUCUUGUCUCGUCUUGGAACUGUACUGUGUGGCCUUGUUUGCGAAGUUUCCAGGUUUAGCAGCAAGUUUCAUGAGAACUGUUGUCCUAUAUUGGAGUUAGACCAGAUCCAUUUUCUCAAUAAAAAUCGGCCAAUUUCUGUUUUUGUUUC
Manihot esculenta (cassava) is the source of this 1384-nucleotide messenger RNA. RefSeq names its product 1-aminocyclopropane-1-carboxylate oxidase homolog 1. The transcript has 3 exons. NCBI's taxonomy places the organism in Eukaryota, Viridiplantae, Streptophyta, Magnoliopsida, Malpighiales, Euphorbiaceae. The record is from RefSeq and is a predicted model, not a curated record. Bases 54 to 755 code for a protein of 233 amino acids.